This is a messenger RNA of Saccharomyces mikatae IFO 1815, 900 nucleotides long. RefSeq names its product Lee1p (gene LEE1). The transcript has a single exon. Lineage: Eukaryota; Fungi; Ascomycota; Saccharomycetes; Saccharomycetales; Saccharomycetaceae. Gene Ontology annotation, molecular function: ubiquitin protein ligase activity; metal ion binding. Gene Ontology annotation, biological process: protein polyubiquitination. The record is from RefSeq and is a predicted model, not a curated record. Bases 1 to 900 code for a protein of 299 amino acids.
AUGGACGCUUAUGAUAACAUGUCUGUAUUGAAUCAUCCGGGCAGUAAUGCUAGGAGAAGCUCUCAAUCCGCAAAUGAAAUAUUUGCACCCCAAAUUCAAGAUUUUCAAAAUAUACCAAGGUCUUUUAAUGCUAACAACACUAAGUUGAACUUUCCAAAAAAUCAUAAUGCUGCUAACCAACUACCCUUUUCUUCGCAUCAACAAAAAAUCAUAAUGGAACAUUUGCUGAUAACGAAAAAUAAUUCUCAGCAGCAGAAGGACUAUUCUCAUGUACCAUGCAAAUUUUUCAAAAUGGGCAAUUGUCAAGCUGGCACUUCUUGUCCUUUUUCUCAUUCCCCAGACAUCAUUAGUUCUGCGAAUAAUUUACCUUGCAAAUAUUUCGCAAAGGGCAACUGUAAAUUCGGUAACAAGUGUGUUAAUGCUCAUACAUUGCCAAAUGGGUUUAAAAUGAAUGGCAAAGACCCUAUUGAUAUCGCCUCUCCCUCGAAGAACAACUACCCAUCUCACACUAGGUCUGCCUCUUUCUCUACUUUCAUGUCCCCUCCUCUGUCUGUACACACGGAAUUCUCGAAUUCAGCUUCGAAUGCAAACUAUUUUCCCUCACAAUACCCAAUGUCUUCACCUCAGAAAAGUCCCGGGGUCCUACAUACGGAAUUCUUCUCUCCCCCUUCGUCGUCUUCUUCGUACAUUAAUUAUAACUAUAAUAACAUUACUGCUUACUCUCCGGUAUCUUCAUCUUCAUCUAAUAUUUGGCAAGAGCAGGGCCAAACUACGUUAUCGAACCCAAGUAUGAAUCAGAAUCUCAAGUAUCGCACAGGCCCUGCAAUUCAAGAGGAGUCGGACGAUGAAAUUGAAGAAUUAUUAAUUCAUGAUUUCAAUUCAAGAUAUUGUCAAGAAUGA